CAAUGGCAUCGACCUACUACCGUCACGUAACUUUGGUGUUACUCCUGCUGUGCAUCGUCACCAGCCCCACCGAAAGUCGAUACCGAGAAAAAUACCCCCCGAAAUCCAAACCCGCCCAGCUGAACCAGGUGCCCAUCCGCGCGACAAUGCAGAUGCCGCUGAAUCUCUGCUCCGAGGAUCGCAAUUUGAAACUGCUCUGUAACUGCAUUCCGGAAGACCCGCACGUGAAAGCACAGACAGCUAAAUGUUGGAUCUUUGGAGAGGAAAUACCUCGAAACGAUCCCGACUGGUUGAUAUUCCAAACGCAAAUCACACUGGAAACGUUGAAACUCACCGUGCAAAAGGGUGGCAACCUCUCAUACAUCCCGUCGGAUGUGCUAAUGAAGCUCAAGCAUCUCAAACAGCUGACGAUCGUGUACGGCACGAUAGAAAAUGUGCCCGAAUAUUCCUUCGGGAAUUUGACCGAGCUGCGAAACCUAACGCUGCACAAAAAUCAGAUCCGACUAGUGCACCCGUUUGCGUUUGCCAAUCAUCCCUAUCUGGAGGAGAUCCAUCUGCAGAAUAACGAAAUCAUUGAACUGGACAAGGAAGCACUGGUUAACCUGCCCAAGUUGAAGCGGCUGAAUUUGGACUUCAACAACCUGACGAUCCUGCACGGCGAUAUGUUUGCACAUUUGAUCAACUUGGACGAGCUGGACUUGGAAUCGAACCAGGUUUCGCUGCUGACGAGGGAAAGCUUCAAGGGACUGGGGAAUUUGAAGAUUCUAAAGCUGUCGGUUAACAACAUCGGGUAUAUUGGCGAUACGGUGUUUGCGGAGCUGUGGAGUCUGAAGGAGCUACACCUGGACAACAAUCACAUUGAGAAACUUUCGGCUCGUGCCUUUGACGGACUGAACAACCUGUACACGCUGAAUCUGGAGAACAACCGACUGACACGGUUGGAACGGGGUAUUUUCACCGGUGUUCCGGCGGUCCUGACGCUCAAUCUCAAGUCGAACCAGCUGGAGACGAUCACGUACAAUAACUUCUUACCACUGAUGGAUAACCUCGUCAACAACACCAACGUAUCGCUGCACGUGCAAGACAACCGGCUAGUCUGCGACUGCCGUCUGCUGUGGCUGUUCGAUUUGCGCAAUUCCACCAAAAACAAAAACCUCCGGAACACCCUGCAGCAGAUGGAAUGCCUGUACGAGCCGAAAGAUAACCGCGGACUGGUUCCCAACUCGAUCCAGAACCAAAUGAGUGACUUUUCUCGGCCACAUGACAUACUCGGAUACGAUGACAGCACCGACUAUGAAGACCCACUGCACCAUCAUCACGGAUCGUACGGACUGCAACCACCGCCGGUUCAUCGAAGUAGUGGUGUUGCCAGCAGCAGUAGCAGCAGUCAGCAAAUGAACCAUCACUUUCCGGCCCCGGUCAACGGAUAUCCACCGAUUCAGGAUCACUACGAUCGAAGCGUGGGCCCACCGGCAAAUCAACCCUUGAAAACCAUCAACGGCAAGCAGGUGGUGACGCUUAUGAAACUGCGGAAGGAGGACUUCCUUCCGUGUGUCAAGGACGGGCCCACUGAGCUACCACUGUCGCGGGAAUCGAUCGCAGUCGAUCCGGGCUCGCGGUCGUCGGUCAGUGCGUCUACCGAUUCCGGAGGUCCGACGCUGGGACGGAGUCUAGGCUCAGCCGCCGGGGUGUGUCUGCUGGCGGCGAUGUUGACCGCAGCAGUGUGUUAGCUUUAAGCUUGCUGGAGGGGAUGACGCUGGUAACUGAGAAAAAGUGAGGUAGUUAAUGAAUUUUAUAAGUAAAUUUAAAGUGCAUCCCAAGGAAUAAAAACGAUGCUAUGGGCAUUUAGAUGAACCUGUAACGUUCUCAAUGUGUACUCGUGGAGUAAGGCUGAUUGCGUGUAUAAUGGUUUCUGUGCGUGUGCGUUUAGUGGAUGCUAUCCAAAGUUAUGUUUGUGUUUGAUUUCUCAAUUUAGUUGUUCUGCGAAUUAGGCCAAUUGGAAUAUCGACGCUUGGUAGGAACUGAAAUCUAUUAGUUUUAAAUAGUUUACAGAUUAAUGGAGUGUGCAAUGUUCAAACCGUUCGGGAAGGUAUGAUUAAAAUAUGCUUCGAAUGAUUGAAACAGGAGGCGUAGUG
Messenger RNA from Ochlerotatus camptorhynchus, 2135 nucleotides. Its product is annotated as connectin-like. Lineage: Eukaryota; Metazoa; Arthropoda; Insecta; Diptera; Culicidae. The record is from RefSeq and is a predicted model, not a curated record. Bases 3 to 1730 code for a protein of 575 amino acids. Gene Ontology annotation, molecular function: protein binding. The transcript is spliced from 3 exons.